Messenger RNA from Austrofundulus limnaeus, 627 nucleotides. Its product is annotated as EF-hand domain-containing family member C2. The record is from RefSeq and is a predicted model, not a curated record. Gene Ontology annotation, biological process: regulation of neuron projection development. NCBI's taxonomy places the organism in Eukaryota, Metazoa, Chordata, Actinopteri, Cyprinodontiformes, Rivulidae. Gene Ontology annotation, cellular component: microtubule.
GUUCUGUGUUUUGAAGCUUACUUUCGAGAGGCUGUGCCAGCAGCACAUUAUGAGACACACAGAAUCAGAAAAUGCAAGAUCUACUUCUUCCUGGAAGAUGAUACCAUCAAAGUGGAGGAGCCGAAGUGCAAGAAUAGUGGCAUCCCACAAGGAAGACUUAUUCAUCGCCAACGCAUCCCUCUGCCUCCACCAAAGGACGACGAGUUCUAUAGCGUUUUCCAUUUCAACAUCAACCAAGACAUGGUGUUUUACUCUCGUAUAUUCACGGUGACCAGCUGUGACCUCUUCACAAGGAACUUUCUUACAAAACUUGGAGUGCGGCUAAAUGAGCCUGCUGCUGUGCCCGAUGACCUUAACAGCAAGCUCCAAGAACAGCAAGCACAGAGUACGAAUCCACUUCGCCCACACAAAAGAUGCAACAUGAUGAAGCAGUUUCUAGAAAAUGAUGGUAAAAUUCUGCGCUUCAACUGCUUCUGGGACGACACAGAUAGCACAUUCAGAGACCCACGGGAAUUUGUCCUCCACUACUACCUGGCUGAUGAUACUAUAGAGAUCUUUGAAGUUAUCCCACCCAACUCUGGUAGAGAUUCAGUUCCUAAGUUCCUACGUCGCUGUAAACUACCUAAG